This is a messenger RNA of Exophiala mesophila, 2637 nucleotides long. RefSeq lists its product as uncharacterized. Gene Ontology annotation, molecular function: DNA-binding transcription factor activity, RNA polymerase II-specific; transcription cis-regulatory region binding; zinc ion binding. The record is from RefSeq and is a predicted model, not a curated record. NCBI's taxonomy places the organism in Eukaryota, Fungi, Ascomycota, Eurotiomycetes, Chaetothyriales, Herpotrichiellaceae. Gene Ontology annotation, cellular component: nucleus. The transcript is spliced from 6 exons. Gene Ontology annotation, biological process: regulation of DNA-templated transcription; DNA-templated transcription. The coding region runs from base 78 to 2339 and encodes 753 amino acids.
UUUGAUUCGUGUGUUGUUCGUUCGACCUUUCAAUCGAGAAUCAUCCGGCCAGCAGCAAAGUAUGGCGGUGCGGAUCAAUGGCGCACUUCAAGCCCAUUCGCAGCGCCCUUCCCAUGCCUGCGGGCGACAACUCCCAACCUGUAGCAGACUCCACCACAUCGAGUGAGAAGCGACCAAAACGUAUAGCGUGCGUCAGGUGCAGACAAUCCAAGCUCAAAUGCGAAGGACUCGACAAAGGCCCCAAAUGUAUCAGAUGCGCCAAGAACUCACUGGUUUGCGAGAUUGAUUCUGACUUCAAGCGCAUCAAUAAAAGGGCCAAACUCGAAGACCUGUCCGAAGAAGUCAAGCAACUUCGGUCCAUCAUCUCUCGCUCCCAAACCGAACCAGGCUCGUCGCACGAUGAGAAACGCAGUGGUUCGCCGCCGCACGGUGCGACAACGCUGGCAGAGUCGACCGAGCAUGCUGUAGUAGAUUCUCCAGGUCCUCCCAAUGGAGAGUUCACACCGUUCCCAAAUGUCGCGCGCAAGGUCUCCAGCUCGCGCUCUCAGCACGCGCCAAACAAUACCUUUACGCCGUCCUUUCAAGGCUCUUCCAUCGAGUCGCCAACCAUGUCUAUUCCUCGAGGCCAUUCUUUUCACAUUCCGCAAGCCGCCACAACUUCGCACCAAUUAGGUGAUUUGCAUAUCACUCCACAGCAGACGUCUAGCCUGUUCAAUGUCUUCUUUGAAGACUUCCAUCACUUCUUCCCCAUCCUCAAACCUGACCUGUCACCUGAAGACUACUAUGAACGUUCACCCCUCCUAUUUUGGACCAUCAUCGCCAUUGCCGCGAGAAGCUACGACGAGGAAGUCGGCGUCUACUCGAGCCUGAGAGCACCACUGGACAAACUCAUGUGGGAGAAGAUCUCAGUGACUCCUCAUUCGCAUCUCACCAUUCAAGCCAUCGUACUACUCUGUGUCUGGCCCUUUUCCUCACCUUCAAUGAUCACCAACCCUUCGUUCAUGUUGAUCUCCAUCGCACGCACAGCGUGUAUGCAUCUCGGCUUACAUCGGCCAGAGAUCCUCCAGGAUUUCAACCGAGUCAAGUUCCGUGUCUUGUCCGAACACGUCGAGGAAGCUGCUAAGGUGUGGGCGGGAUGUUUUGUGGCAGCUGAAAGCAUAACCUCCACCGAAGGCCAGGGUCCGCUGUUUGUAUCGACAGAUCCGACAAUAAGUCUAGCAUGUGGCGAGCAAAACAUAUAUCAUCUCCCACAAGGUCUUCGACAUAUCCUGGUAAUCCAACGAUUUCUCAAUCGAGUCAAUUGCAGUAUGGCGGCCGACACCAGUACUCGUGGUGGUGGAUCAUCAGCCUACGAAGCCGGCACUCUGUUAGCAUCUCUAGAAGAUGAUCUGCACGUAUUACAGAAACAGCUCGAAGGCAGCAUCACCGACAUGUGCAGCAUCUGGGUCUCCGGCGCCGCUCUACAAUUGCAAGUGUACUAUUUCCUCGAACCCGUCGACUCACCGGCGCGCAAACACGGAUUAUUGCGAGCGUACCACACGGCCAUGGAAUUCAUUUCUCAAAUCGAACGCGCCAACGAAUACGACAAAUUUAGCCGAUCAGUACCACGCUAUUUCGGCGCCAUGGUCAAACUCGCGGCGCUUGUGGUCAUGAAACUUUUAUUUUCCAACUACUCACGGAUCCUGGACAUUGAAGCCGGGAAAAAAGCAUUCAAUACCGCCAUGUCGAUCCAACGCGCCAUGUCCGUUGAAAACAACGAUUUCCCAUCUCGCGACAGCGUGGUCUUGACUCAUUUAUGGGCCAUCAAUCAAUCUAACGGUACGAUUCGCAACGAAGAACCGACUUUACGUCUCAAUACCCGGCAUAGCGCCAGCGUCUUGCAUGAUUCAUUGUGGGUAUGGCGAAAUUACUAUGCUGAACGAGAAUUCAACACCGAACAUCUCGGACGACCUCCGCGGGUUUUACCUUCGCUGAUUCAACACUCGCCGGUGGCGACGAUGGAUACUCCGAAUGUUAAUAUCCCCUUUGAUCCGUAUGCGUCGACGCCUCAGAACUCGAAACUCGAUCAUCAACAACAACAGCAGCAGCAGCAGCAGCAGCAGCAAAUGGGGACCAUGCAUGGCAUGCAAUCUGGGAAUAUGUCGAAUACGACGCCAGGGUUGAUGUCGGAUGGUAUGGCUGCGCCGCCGGGUCAGGGAAAUGGUAUGAUGGAUAAUACUUCGCCGGAUCCGUUUGAUUUGAUGAGUUCGUAUGGCUCAUAUAUGAUCCCAGAAGCGGAUUCGAGUGGAAUGUUUUAUCCGAAUUGGAUGUGGGAUGCGGCUUUUUCAAUGCAGAAUUGAGAGGGAUCAAGGAAAGGGAGGUAUUGAUCCAGAAGAAGGACGACCUCAACCAGGGACGGGUUCUAUGACACAGGUAUAUAUGUCUCUUUGAAUAUCUCCUUGCCAUCAUUGGUGUCAGCGAGACCCAACAACAUAUCGAGCGUUUUUUGUACGUUGGGAAGUUGCAUUUGGCUUGUACAGCAUACUAGGCGAGUGACUUUCCUGGAUACUUUAGCUGUCAACUGUCAUAAAAUGCACCGGUCAACCAGGCAAAAUAUCUGUUCAUAUAUCUUCAUAGGCAGGCUCAAACAGUCUUGGC